Molecule: messenger RNA, 1459 nt
Organism: Truncatella angustata
Lineage: Eukaryota; Fungi; Ascomycota; Sordariomycetes; Amphisphaeriales; Sporocadaceae
Product: platelet-activating factor acetylhydrolase
Exons: 1
Coding region: 121-1257 (378 amino acids)
Molecular function (GO): 1-alkyl-2-acetylglycerophosphocholine esterase activity
Source: RefSeq, a predicted model, not a curated record
UGCCACUAUAAAUGGCUGCUUUAAUCAACCUGGCCUACAGCCUCGAAUGAUUGUCAUUUAUAUAACGUGAGACAGGACGUUCUAUUCGUUGCCUGGGGUUCAUAUCAAGUGCUAUUCAUCAUGUUCGCCAACGGUUUUUGUCGAGGUGCCCACUUGCUCUACCUUGGUAUAGUGGCCACCGCAAGUGCUGACGCCAUAUCUAUACCGCCAACAACGGGUCACUAUCAUGUUGGUGUGCGGAAACUCGAGAUACCCUACAUUAACACAGGAGACCCUAUCGCCCCCAACAAUGUUACGACAUCUUUCUUGGCCACAGCCUUUUAUCCUACAUCGCAAAAAGGCAGCACUAAACAGAGCCCUUACUUGGAUCCCGCAACUGCAGCACUGUAUGAGGUCCUCAAGAAUCUCACAAUCGGUACCAUAGGCAAUUUGACAUCAGCUUUGGCGAGAGAUGCACCAGCAGUACAUGAUCUCACUGCUUUCCCAACACUGAUCUUCGGGCCGGGAGGCUGGGGGCCACCGACGGAAUUUUACACAAUCCUACUGUCGGACCUCGCUUCUCACGGCUACGCGGUCUUUGGCCUGGACCAUCCGUAUGAGCAGCCCUUCGUGCGCUACCCGAAUGGUACGGGGCUGUAUGGGCUGCCCCUCUCGUUUGACACGGGCGACGUCGAUUUCAUAAACACCCUUCAGACCAUUCGCGUGAAUGAGACGAUCGCUUUUAUCGACAGGCUGCCGCUCGUUGCAGAAUUGCUUGGCGCUCCGCUCAACCAGACACAUAUCGGUACACUUGGCCAUUCGGUAGGCGGCGCGGCGGCACUCGGCGCUGCCCUCAAGGACGAGCGCAUAUCGUCGGGCAUCAACAUGGACGGAGAAUUCUGGGGCGUUAACUUACCAUAUGCUGAUGUUGGACGUCCUGUUUUGCUUCUUGGACAGGAGGGGCACGCUUCUCCUAAUUCCAGUGAUACCACGUGGCAGACGUUUCCGGAAGCGCAGACAGGCUGGUGGAGGGUGCUAGGAGUCAACGGGUCGGGGCAUUGGGACUUCACCGACGCGACGUUUUGGAAAGAAGUGACGCCUUACACCAGUGCGUCGUUGGGCUCCGUCGAUGGGUUUCGGCAGGUGAAUAUCACAAGAACUUUUAUAAGGGAAUUCUUUGAUUUUACUUUAAAGGGAGAGUCACCAACUAUAUUUGCCGGGCCAUCGGGCGCUUGGCCGGAGGUCAGUUACGUUAAUGGACAGGAUGGGAAUGCUUGAAUAUUUAGCAUGCCAAUGUGAUUGAGUAUGGGCAUCAAGUCAUCAGCGAGCAAUAGACCACCGUUAAAGGUUGACGUUUGAGUAUUAGAUGAACCAGUGUGGCCCAGUGUGUAGCUGUAGUUGGAUCAUGUCGUAGCUGAGUUUGUUUUAAACGAUUUAGAGCUUGUGACGGCUUGGAAUGGAGUGUGACAAUUCUGAAGGG